Molecule: messenger RNA, 564 nt
Organism: Thlaspi arvense
Lineage: Eukaryota; Viridiplantae; Streptophyta; Magnoliopsida; Brassicales; Brassicaceae
Source: the annotation of a GenBank genome assembly
AUGGGAGAUCAAGGAGUACAACAGAUGCAACAGCCUGUUGUUGUGUAUCCAAAUGCAUACACUAAACAGUAUCCAGACCCAUCUGCUUCAUCAUCAUCAUCGUCUUCUUCCUCUGGCUCACGCGGUUCCUUCGGGACGGUCUUCAUAGUCCUAGCCGUGAUCCUUGUCUUGUCGGUUCUGGCUUGCGUCUUCGGGAGGCUAUGCAACCGAGAAGGCCGUGCGGCUAAGCAGCAUCAUAGCAAGCAUCCAAAGCAUGAGAAAGGGUCGUCUAAGAAGAGCCGUGAGAUUCGGCCUGUGGAGCGUGAGCCGAGGGAGAGAGGUGAUUUGGAGUUUGGGUUGGAUAUGAAACGGCCUGGGCCAAUUGAGAAACCCUCUGGAAGAGACGGAGAUGACAUAGAAUUCGGAUUUGAUAACAAGAGAGGAGAAAGAGGCGGAGGAGGAGGAGGUCCUCCUCCGAGUAUCAAACAUGGAGUGAGGUUUAAGUUACCGGAAAAUGGAGACCAUCAUGGUAAAGGCGAAAUCAGACAUGGAGGUCCUGAUUUCGAGUUCCGACCAGGACACUAA